AUGGCUUUUAGAAUACACAAAUAUAUGCACUUGUUGAAACAGAAUUUUAGAGCCAUUGAAUGGAAGAAUAUCACCUUACUAAUUCUUCUGCUUUUCCAUAUUAUCUUCACCAACGCAUACUAUGACAAUUGGAGUUCUUUAUCAAAAUUUUUCUUAAGGGGGGAUGUAUAUUCCUCUUAUUGCACCGCUGAUGAACAGAAAGGACUUCCAUUACCCGAUGGAAGAUGUGAUAAACAAAGACUUUAUGUAUCAAAACUACUUCCAAUUACUAGGUUCAUCCACUGUGCCUUUUCUUGUAUAGCAGGGUCUAUGCUUGAGAAAUUUGGACCAUUUAUUACAGCAUCUAUUGGGUUAACUGCUGCCAUUUUAUCGUGGAUUUUAAUAGGGUUAUGGGUCAACGUUCACUGGUGUAUUAUCGCAAGCUGUGUGUUUAGGGCAGUAUCGGUAGAUACAUCAGGAUUUCCUGUCUUAAUGAUUAGGCAAAAGUUUCCAAAUUGUAGGAAUAUGAUUAUGUCAAUUAUUGGAGCGUUUUCAUCACUGAGUUCAUCGGUACCCAUCAUAUUGAAUUUGAUAUUGGAUGACACCAGAGUUACAUUCACAGGCCUUUCACUAACCUAUGCCUUUCUAAUCUUAGGAAUUACAUGGAUUGCAGUAUCCAUUAUAUUUUUGCGGUUCCUAGACGGCAAAGAUUCGGAGAUUGCGGUUGUCGAUGCUGUGAGUAUAAGUAAUCGUAUUUCCUUGUGGGAUUGUUUGGUGUCAACUAAAUUUGUCUGCAUAGCCUCCUUCUUUUUCUGUGUUAAUAUAACUAUGACAUUUCAUCAAUACUUCAUCAAUUUCUCUUUUGAUAGCGAUUCACCGACCGUUAAAAUACUGGAAAUAUCUUUUGUGGCAUCAUUUUUACCUUGUAUAGCCCUUGGGGCGUAUGUAGAAAGGUACGGCAUCACAAUUAUAUUACUGAUACUCAACUCUGUUGGAUUGGUAGUACCUAUUCUAUCACUGUACCCAUGUAAUGCCACAGGGAUAGCAAUGUCCCUUUGUAUAAUGCUGAUAUACUCAUUAUACAUAACUUCCAUAUUUUGUUACGUACAGCUUGUGUUUCCAGCGUAUAACUUUGGAAUUAUUGUCGGUAUUAUAUCUACAGUUGGUGGCUGCGGAUCCAUUCUGUGUAUAUUCAUAAUUGAUUUGUGUCAGACCGAAGAUUACAUUUUUAAUGUAAACAUUACAAUGGUCUUCCUCAGAUUGUUCGCAUUUGUCCCUCUUAUCUACAUCCACAAGGCACGCUUUAGUGAAAAGAUAAAUAGCCAGACAACCGCUUAG
Babesia microti strain RI is the source of this 1317-nucleotide messenger RNA. RefSeq lists its product as hypothetical. The record is from RefSeq and is a predicted model, not a curated record. The transcript has a single exon. Lineage: Eukaryota; Apicomplexa; Aconoidasida; Piroplasmida; Babesiidae. Bases 1 to 1317 code for a protein of 438 amino acids.